UUACUUUUACGGUAAUUGAUUUCCUUUAAAAAGGUUACAUACAACAAAAGAAAUUUAGAAAAUCGUUUGAGAGGUUUCUCAUUGCUUUCUUAUUUUCAGCCAAAGUCAUGUCGAGUCAUAAAUUUCAGAAUAACCUUUCUUUUGAUGGUUUAUCGGGGACGGAUACUCCAGAUUAUCCUCCAUUUUAUCCUGAUAUGCCGGGAGCACCUACUGGUAAAGGGGUUGCCAGCGGCAUUUUCACAAUCGUCUACGCGUGUCUCAUCAUCGCAUCCAAUAUCGUCAUGAUCGUCGCAUACUUCGUCGAGAAACGACUGCAGACGUACAACAACUCCUUCAUCAUCAAUCUCAUUAUCAGCGAUUUAUUGGUCGGAUUCUCUCUCGUCGUCUUUUUCGUCACGAAUUGUACCCCAAGUGGAUCCCCACUCUGCAAGAUCUUCAUCGGCGUCAAUGAGGGAUUGCUGAGUGUUUCGGUGAUCACCAUCGUCGUCAUAUGCGCUGACCGACACCGCGCGACGUAUGACCCUAUCAAACACUUCACGAGCAAAAGCAACAGGAAGGCGUGCCUCCUCAACUCCAUCCCUUGGGUUGUGGCUUUUGUCUUUUGGAUCCUGUUUGCGUUGUUUGGAUUUGAGGCCACAUCCCCGAUUAAUGGUCGCAGUCCUGUUCGGAUGGUCGGGUUGUCCCUACCGAUCCUGAUGACCCUCGUACCCUUGGUAAUCAUCACCGUUCUCUACGCCAGAAUCCUCUACAAGAUCAGGACCUCCCUCGGAGCUCAACGCCUGAAAGACAGGUUUGAUGUGAAGUCCGAUGAUGCAGGCACCAAAGGAGACACGGACUCGAGCUGCACAGCUAGCACUGAUAUUCAGCAAACAGGACACAAAGAAAAGUCUGAAAGAAAGCCCGGGAAACGAGAAUCUGAAGCUUCCGCCCGUAAAGCCACUCGCAGUCUCUCUUUUAUCAUCAUCUCCUUUCUGGUUUCUUGGAUGCCCUACGUCAUCUUCGUGAUCGGUAACAUCAUCGACGAGUCCCUCCUCCUCGACGGGAAUAAGCUCUCGAGUAUCGUUCUCGCCUUCAUCCUGACGGUUCGCUUCACAAAUAGUUUCCUGAAUCCGCUAAGCUACGCCGCUGCACAACCCCUCUUUCGGCACACUGUAGCGGGAGUGUUUUGUAAUCCAAAGCAGCUCUGUUAAUAUAAAACUGAAGUUUACAGUCACUAUAACAAAACAUAAUGUCCUUCUUCAACGAUAAAUGCAAUUUAAACAUUCCCCUUUUUUCUAGAAAACUUAUUCGUUCUGCAUGAACAUUGUCGCUAAGGAAUUGUAAUUUCCGGGGCCGCGGAACCAAG
This is a messenger RNA of Lytechinus variegatus (green sea urchin), 1345 nucleotides long. RefSeq names its product 5-hydroxytryptamine receptor 2A-like. The transcript is spliced from 2 exons. Gene Ontology annotation, biological process: adenylate cyclase-activating adrenergic receptor signaling pathway. Gene Ontology annotation, cellular component: membrane. Lineage: Eukaryota; Metazoa; Echinodermata; Echinoidea; Temnopleuroida; Toxopneustidae. The coding region runs from base 108 to 1190 and encodes 360 amino acids. Gene Ontology annotation, molecular function: G protein-coupled receptor activity; dopamine neurotransmitter receptor activity, coupled via Gi/Go. The record is from RefSeq and is a predicted model, not a curated record.